Molecule: messenger RNA, 570 nt
Organism: Leishmania mexicana MHOM/GT/2001/U1103
Lineage: Eukaryota; Euglenozoa; Kinetoplastea; Trypanosomatida; Trypanosomatidae
Exons: 1
Coding region: 1-570 (189 amino acids)
Source: RefSeq, a predicted model, not a curated record
AUGGCCCAGAUGCUCGGCUGGGGUGCGAGGCGCAUGUCUAGCAGCAGUGAGCUGAAGGAUGUGGACAUGUACGUGUACGUGGAGCCGGCCGGGCUGCUGGGCCGCUUCCUUGGUCGCCCGCUCCGGCUCAAGGUGCAGCAGUUUUCGUUCCUGGUGAACCGGCGCGAGCACGCGCUGCAGCGCGUGGAGGUGAACGCAGACUCGCUGUUGCCUCAGUGCGAGGUAUACAUGCCGUCUCGGUUCGAGCGAGUUCCGUUGAACUUUUCCGAAGUGGAGCGGGUGAUGCAGCGGACGCGGAGCUAUGUGCUCAACGUUUCCCGGUAUCCUCUCAUCACCUACGACGUCGAGGCCAACACGAGCGACGCUGUUAAGGGUACACUGAACCUGCACGGGGCGAGGCACACGGUGGAGUGCAGCAAGGCAGUCGAGGGGGCUGAGCUAGUGGUGCGCUGCCCGGUGCGCUUGAGUCAGUUCCAUGUGCCGCCGUUCAGGAUGUGGCUGGGGCUGUUCACGCAGGCGGACACGAUCGAGGUCGAGACACGCAUUCCCGCCAAGGCGCUGAAGCUGUGA